AUGGCUAAACAAAGUGAUAAGGUGAUAGGUGAAAGUAAGGCUACAAAUGCAGCAAGUCAUGCUGAGAUAACUUUGUCAGCUAGUGCUAAAAGAAGGAGAAAAAGGCCUGCUGCUUGGGAUCAUUUUGCAGAAGUUGAAACUUCUGAAGCUAGAUUUUCUAUUCUUGCUGAGAUGACUUGUGAUGCAUUAGCUGUACCAAUUUUAAGUAUAGCAUCUAAAUCUGCAUUUAGUACGGAAGGACGUCUUCUAGAUUCAUUUAGGAGUUCAUUGACUCCUAAUUUAGUGCAAGCUCUAGUAUGUCUUCAAGAUUGGCUUCGAAGUAAAAAAUUAAAACAAUCUUUUAGCGUUGAGGAAGAUCUUGAUAAUCUCGAACAGCUUGAACAAGGAGAACUGGGAAGAAUGCGCUUCCACAAGAAAAUAAAGACGAGUAGAAAGCUGUUUGAGUUUAUUUUGAUCAGUAAUGGAGUUGCAGUUGCUCUUUUAUAUGUUAGGUAG
Messenger RNA from Solanum dulcamara, 495 nucleotides. RefSeq lists its product as uncharacterized. Gene Ontology annotation, molecular function: protein dimerization activity. The transcript is spliced from 3 exons. Lineage: Eukaryota; Viridiplantae; Streptophyta; Magnoliopsida; Solanales; Solanaceae. Bases 1 to 495 code for a protein of 164 amino acids. The record is from RefSeq and is a predicted model, not a curated record.